AGCAUCAACUAUGUUUACACAACUGAGUGAGUCUGACGACCCUUAGGCGGUCCAUUUACCCGGGCCUUGCGCGCCACUCGCCCAGCCGCUCAGCCCUCAUGGGGGCAACAAACACACUCAGCAUCCGUUCCUAUGGCAACUUUCCCCCCCCCCCUUCAAGGCGCACAAAAGCGCGCAGUUGGAGAGGUGUUUGAGCGCGUCGACGCACCGGGAAAACACGUCAUUACAGGGAACUCCUCAGCCCACCAAUGACAAGUGAACACUGCGAUAUCAAUGCAGUCACCAGAGAGAGGUAUCGGAUAGAUUUCCAAAAUAGGUGACAUUUUAGCCUAGUCACAGAGCUUGACACAGAUGAAUAGAAUGGUGUCAUUUACGCAAACUGGCGAAACCUCGAACAGGAUGUGCAAACGGAGGAAAAUGAACAGCGGUUCUCAAUCUCCGUCAAGGGACAAUUUAUCACCACAGGGAGACCAAAUCGAGGAGACUUCGUGCACCCCUGUGCGGAGACGGCGGGCGGAGAGGGUCAGAAAGCCAAACAUAAUAUCUAAACUGUCAGACUCUGGUUUCGAAGAGGACUUUCUAUCACCGGUUCGGAAAAAUCAUUGUCCGGUAACAGUUGAAGACGCACUGGUACCAGGGAAUUCCAACAACACACUGUUGUUUAACUGGUAUCAACACUACGGCGAGAUUGGUUAUCAGAUACAGAAACUCAAAGAGCCGCAGUUUCAUCCAGUCAACUGUCUGUCUCGACAACCGCAGGUGACAGCCGAGUCGCGAUGUAAGCUUAUCAGCUGGCUCAUCCCCGUACACAGAUACCUGCGUCUGUCCUUCGAGUGUUGCAGCCUGUCGGUCAACAUCAUGGAUCGCUUCCUGGCUUCCACCCCAGUGGCUUCUGACUGUUUCCAGCUGCUGGGGGUCACCGCUCUGCUGCUCGCCUGUAAACAGGUGGAGGUGUUUUCUCCUCGGAUCAGCCAGCUCCUGUCUCUGUGUUGUGAUGCGUUCUCCAGAGAACAGCUGUGUAACCUGGAAUGUCUCAUCCUGCUCCGCCUCAACUUCCGCCUGGCUGCACCAACCAUAGCCUUCUUCCUGGACUUCUACACCAAUCACAGCCUGGCUGGUCGGCAUAUGGGCGGGGACGGAGUCAGCAACGUUAGCCAUAGGCUGCCUGGGGAUAAGGAUGAGGAAGUGAAGAGGCGAAAGAGGGGCAGCAGAUUGGCUCUUAGGGUGUGUGAGCUCACUCUGGCCGACUACGCCUUCAAUAAGUACACACCUUCCCUGACCGCCCGCUGUGCUCUGGCUCUAGCCAAUCAACUGCUGAGAACCAGCCAGGGCCUAGAGGAUCCAGCCAAUCAGCUGCUGAGGAUCAACCCUGAGGGCCCCGAGGAAGAGCCAAUGGACCAAUCCCUGACGGCCGAGCUCACAUAUGGCCACGCCUCCUCACAAGAGGACCAUUCUCUGAGUGAUCCUGCCCGCUCAGAGAAUGACCAUUCCCACCGAACCUUAUCUGAGACUAGUAAUCACUCCUGUAUUGACAAUGACUCCUCUCUUUCAGUUGUUGGUCACCUCCUAUCUGUGAAUGACUCCACCCAGUCAAUGGAUGACCCUUCUCCAUCUGGGAACACGUUUACCCUGGUUGAGGGAGACCAGACUCAUGCUCCUCUGGCCCAUGAGUGUAGAGAGGGAGACCAGACUCACGCUCCUCUGGCCCAUGAGUGUAGAGAGGGAGACCAGACUCACGCUCCUCUGGCCCAUGAGUGUAGAGAGGGAGACCAGACUCACGCUCCUCUGGCCCAUGAGUGUAGAGAGGGAGACCAGACUCACGCUCCUCUGGCCCAGGAGUGCAGAGAGGGAGACCAGACUCACGCUCCUCUGGCCCAGGAGUGUAGAGAGGGAGACCAGACUCACGCUCCUCUGGCCCAUGAGUGUAGAGAGGGAGACCAGACUCACGCUCCUCUGGCCCAGGAGUGCAGAGAGGGAGACCAGACUCACGCUCCUCUGGCCCAGGAGUGCAGAGAGGGAGACCAGACUCACGCUCCUCUGGCCCAGGAGUGCAGAGAGGGAGACCAGACUCAUGCUCUCUACCAAGAGUGUUUAGACAACCUUAGAUUGUUGGUGUCACUCAACCAGGAUGCCCUGCAGGCCAUGAUAACUCUGUGACAACAUGAUGACUGUUGACAUGUUUCAACCUAUGUUAGUUGAAUACACUGUUGUUGUUGAAUGCACCCUACACCAUGUGACUGAAAACAACCUGUGUACCUCAAGAAACGAAAAGGCCAAACCUUUGAUUCCCAGUCAUCAGCGCUGCUACCCUGCACUUGGUGGUCGACAAUGUAACUGUCGCUGAGUUAAUUCAAUGAUGUAGUUUCUGCAAAAGACGGUUAUCAGAUUGUGCCUACAAACUGUAAACAAUGUCAAUGGACAGCAUUUUAUUGUCAUCGAAGUACUGUAUUUAGAGGAUGGUUUGGUCUUUAUUUAUACUAUGUUCUGUAACUUAUUGAAGUCAUUGUACUGUAAGAUGCAUUGAGUGAGUAGCCUACUGUAGAUGUUUACAUUUUAGUCAUUUAGCAGACGUUCUUAUCCAGAGUGACUUACAGUAGUUAAUGCAUACAUUUCAUACAUUUUUUUCUCCGUACUGGUCCCCCGUGGGAAUCGAACCCACAACCCUGGCGUUGCAAACACCAUCCUCUACCAACUGAGCCACACGGGACUGUGUUUCUCAAACUGUUCUGAGAUUGUACUGAUCCUAGCUGCUAUGUUGGCCAAUGUUACAUGGAUCGUUAUUGUUAUGCAAUGAACAAUGAUGUGACAUCCCAUUUCAGCAAAUGUGAUGAAAACCGUAUUAUUAAAUUAUUACUUGAUAAAUGUACUGGAUAUGUUUUCUGAUUUAUUCACUCCAUUUUUGAAAAUAAAC
Salmo salar (Atlantic salmon) is the source of this 2911-nucleotide messenger RNA. It is a transcript of the gene ccno, whose product is annotated as cyclin O. Lineage: Eukaryota; Metazoa; Chordata; Actinopteri; Salmoniformes; Salmonidae. The record is from RefSeq and is a predicted model, not a curated record.